AUGGGAUCUUCGAAUGAAUAUCAUAUCCAACAAAUUAUAAACAUUCCUGAAAAGAUAGAACCUUCUCUUUGGCCUCAAUGUUGUAUCUACAAUGUUCCUGCUAUUCUUUUGAUGGUUAAAAAAGAAGCUUAUACACCUCUACUUGUAUCAAUUGGUCCUAUCCACCAUAACAACAAAAAACUCGAGGAAAUGCAAGAAUACAAACAAAGGUAUUUUCAUUUCUUUUGGAAUCGUCUAGAACGAAAAAGUGAUUUAGUGAACUACAAAUCGUUUCUUGAACAAGAGGAACAAAAUAUGCGCCGCUGUUACCAGCAGAAAUUCAAUGAUAUCAGCAAUGAACAAUUUGUGGACAUGAUAUUGUUGGAUGCUGUGUUCAUCAUGGAGCUUUUUCUAAGAGAGAAUAGAAAAUGGGAACACAAAGAUGAUUGUAUAGUAACUCAACUUUGCGUGAGUAAAAGUAUUCAACGCGAUUUGUUGCUUCUGGAGAAUCAGCUUCCAAUUUAUGUGUUGGAAAAACUAUAUGACACUGUUGUUCCAACCAGUGUCAAAAAGAACAACUGGUUUUUCAAGCUUGCACAUGAGUAUUUUGCAUCUUGUUACCCUUGUUACAAGGAAUCUGAUGAACGAAAGUUUCAAGCGAAACAAUGGGAGAAAUCACUUCAUUUCAUUGAUUUGAUUAGAUGUUCUUAUCUCCCUAUGAAAAUAAGUAAUCAGUAUAUUGAUUCUGAAAAAGAGUGUUUGAUGUUAAGGACUGCAACAAAGUUGAAUGAAGCUGGUGUAAGCUUUGAGAAAGUUCAUAAUAGAUCCUUACUUAACAUAAAGUUUGAGAGAAAACCAUUUUUGAGUUGGUUUCUUUGCUUAGGUUGUUUACCAUUUUGCAAGUUUUUCAAAGCUAGGUUUCUGUUUCCACAGUUAAAAGUAGAUCACACGACAGAAUGUGUUCUUAGAAACCUAAUUGCUUUCGAGCAAUGUCACUAUCCUGAUGAGCCUUACAUUUGCAACUAUGUUUCUUUGAUUGAUUCUCUUAUUAACACCAAAGAUGAUGCAGAGUUGCUGGUGGAUAAAGAAGUCGUCGUUCAUGAGCUUGAAAGCAACGAAGAAUUGUCAAUUCUUGUUAACAGUCUGUGCAAACAUGUUGUGACAAAUUCAUCAUGUUAUUAUCAGCUUAUGGAAGAUCUUAAUGAACACUACAAUAGUGUAUGGAAAAGAGCUAUGGGUACUAUAAGUCGGGUUUACUUUCGUGAUCCGUGGAGAAGUAGUUCUACCAUAGUUGUUAUAAUUGUUUUAAUUUUCAUCAUCUUCAACUUCUGUCGCGCUGUUCAUCUAAUGUUUUAG
Molecule: messenger RNA, 1335 nt
Organism: Lathyrus sativus (Indian pea)
Lineage: Eukaryota; Viridiplantae; Streptophyta; Magnoliopsida; Fabales; Fabaceae
Source: the annotation of a GenBank genome assembly